AAUAAGUAAAUAAAUGUUAAAUGCGUUAAUAAACAAAUAGCUGCAAACAUCAGUAUUACUUUCUUUGUCUUUUACUGUUAUUCUCACAACACUGCCUUCCAUUCUGGCGUAUAACAGAUAUGUAUCUGAAAAAGCGUCUACACCUACUGACAAAGAUAAUUGGGGAUAAACUGUGACAGUCUUCACCUAGCACUAGCUUUCCUUAUUGGGGAGGUGGGAUGAUGAAAAAUGAUACCCUUUGCCAUUAUAAUGACCAAGCAAGUAGAAAUUGACGAUAAAAGUGAAGUACAUUUCAGACUUGUCAUGACACCAUUUUCAAGUUAAAAAAGAUAAGAAAUAAACUGCCAGGAAAAGAUAAAACAUAUUAAAUAAUUAAUCAAUCUGGGGCUAUACGGCAUGGGGGCGCGUUCCCCAGGUGGCGGAUAGGGAGCCCUCCCUUUGGGGGGUUGCACCUGAACAAUACGGAAUAGGGUGCCGCGGACCGACAUAGCCUAGGAGAAGGACAACUCUGAUCUCAAAACCCAGGUAGAUGGAGCUCGAUAGCCUUGGUAGGCAGUCCGUCUAGGAGAAGGAGAACUCUGAUUCUAAACCACGUGUGGAUGGAGCUCGUUAGCCUUGGUCGGCAAUCCAUCUACGAGAAGGAAAAAUCAGAAACCAAACCAACCGGCCCUCCAGGUUCGGGGGUUGGGCGCUGGGCUAACAACCCAGCACUGGAAUAAAAAACAGACCUGUUACAGAAACCCCAACAACAAAUCCAGAAAACAACUUGGUUGCAGAAGAGUCCUCUCCAGUAGAGCCUAUGAUGCGGGCUGGUGAAAGCCUUCGGGAGGCCAAUGUGCAGACAACUCUUCUGUCAGCCAAAAGCAAGAUCAGAAUAGGGACCUGGAACAUCCGAACCCUAUAUGAGGCAGGGAAAUCUGCACAAGUGAGCAGGGAAAUGCAUCACUACAACCUCAAGAUGCUAGGGCUGUGUGAAACACACUGGAACGGCACUGGAUGAACGCAACUGACGAGUGGUGACACUAUCAUCUAAUCCGGACAUGGGGAAAGACACCCACACGUUCAAGGAGUAGCCCUGCUUCUGACAACUGAGGCAGCACAGGCACUACUCUCCUGGGAGCCAGUAUCACUGAGGCUCCUGACGGCAAGGUUAAACUCCAAGGGGAGGAAAGUCACCGUCAUCCAGUGCUAUUCACCCACCAACGCAGCAGAGACCACGGAAAAGGAGGCAUUCUACGAACAGCUCCAGGCAGUGAUGGAUAAGCUGCCAAGAAGAGACCUGAAGAUCCUAAUGGGUGACCUCAGGGCAAAAGUGGGGGCAGACAACACCAACAGAGAACUCGUCAUGGGAAAACAUGGAGUUGGCGUCCAGAACGAGAAUGGAGAGCUACUUACUGAGUUCUGCACUUUCAACGACCUGGUCAUUGCAGGCACCGUGUUCCAGCAUAAGCAGAUCCACAAGACGACAAGGACAUCACCAGAUGGGAGGACUGUGAACCAAAUCGAUCACAUCACCAUCGGAAGAAAGAGGAGGAGAAGCUUGCUGGACGUCAGAGUCAAACGAGGGGCAGACGCAGCCUCGGACCAUCACCUGGUGGUGGCAGACCUGAAAGUCAAGCUGAAAGUCUACAGAGACCGAGUAGACAGGCCAUCCCACAAAUACAACAUACACAGCUUGAAAGACAAAACAAAGGCUGAGAUCUACCAAUGUGAACUGAGAAACCGGUUCAGUGCACUCGCCCACCAACCAGAAGAAUCAGUAGAGGAGAAAUGGCGUGGCCUGAGGGACACCUGGAAGGCCACAUGUAACAAGGUCCUGGGGAAGAAAACUAGAUAACACAAAGAGUGGCUGUCAGCCAAUACCUGGACCCUCAUCAACAAGAGGAAACAGCUGAAGAACGGCAUCAAUCACACCCAAGACCUGCAACAGAAGCAAAAUCUACGGGCCCAGUACUGGGAGUUGAACCGACAGGUCAAGAAAAGCACCAGAGCGGACAAGAGGAGCUUCAUACACGAUCUCACAGAAGAAGCAGAAACAGCAGCUGGCAAAAGAGACAUGAAGAGGCUGUAUGAGAUCACAAGAACACUGUCAGGGAAGAAUAAGGCCCCCUCAAGACCAGUGAAAGACAAGAACGGCGAGACCAUCACAGAUGAAGCCAAAGAGAGAGCAACAUGGUCAGAACACUUCCAAGAGAUUCUCAACAGACACCCACCUCAAGUCCCACCUGACAUCCCACCAGCAGCAAACCAGCUAAAGGUGAACAUCAAUCCACCAACCAAGGCCGAGGUCAGCAAAGCCAUCAAGUCCUUGAAGUCAGGCAAGGCAGCAGGCCCAGACGGCAUUCCACCAGAAGCACUAAAGGCGGACGUCCAGACCUCCACAGAGAUGC
This is a messenger RNA of Orbicella faveolata, 2390 nucleotides long. Its product is annotated as craniofacial development protein 2-like. Lineage: Eukaryota; Metazoa; Cnidaria; Anthozoa; Scleractinia; Merulinidae. The record is from RefSeq and is a predicted model, not a curated record.